CCAUCUAGCGUGCAAUUCCAACGGUUUCUCUACGCCUUGUGGUUUCACUAGUGGUGUUUGAUGGGGUAUUGACACUUUGAAUAAGGGAACGCAUAAUUUGAAGAAUGAAAGAUCUAACUGGUUGUGUAUGUCUUGUUACGGGAGCUACUCGUGGCAUUGGUAAAGGCAUAGCAGUAUCAUUAGGAAAGUCUGGAGCCACAGUGUAUUUAACUGGACGAACAUCAGUGCCGCUUAAUGGCGGAAUUGGCGGUAGUCUCCAGGAAACGUCAGAUAUCAUCAAUAACUUUGGUGGUAAAGCUAUUCCUGUUAUGGUUGAUCAUUCUAAUGAAAAUGAAAUAGAAAAUCUAUUUCAUCAGAUUGAUCGUGAACAAAAAGGUCGCUUAGAUAUCGUAGUUAACAAUGCAUAUAGUGCUGUAACAUUUUUACAGAAAAAUAUGGGGAAACCGUAUUAUGAAAUUACAGACAUAUCUCCAGGUGAAGCUUGGGAUGUUGUUAAUGAUACUGGUCUAAAGAAUCACUAUAUUUGUUCUGUUUUGGCUACUCGAAUGAUGAUUGAAUACCAGAAAAAAACAAAUUCAAGUUCAACCCGACCUGGUUUAAUCGUAAAUAUCACUUCUGUCGGUGGAAAAAUCUACCUUUUUAGCGUGUCUUAUGGAAGUGCUUUUCAUUAUGAUACCGCGGAAUCACCUCAGUUAUCUGGUAAAGUAAUUAUUGCGAUAGCAAACGAACAACGUGAUAAGCUACUUUCAAGAAAUGGUCAAGUCAUUCUAACUUGUGAUAUAGCUGACGAAUAUAGUAUUAAAGAAAUAGAUGGUAGAAAACCAAUUAAUUUACGUUCAUUACAAUUAGCUGUGAAAACUCAGUGUUCUUUACUUGGUUAUCUUAUCCCUGGUUUUAUUCGUAUUCCGUUGAGUUUGGUAACAUACAUUCUUCGUCGUCAAUAG
Molecule: messenger RNA, 944 nt
Organism: Schistosoma guineensis
Lineage: Eukaryota; Metazoa; Platyhelminthes; Trematoda; Strigeidida; Schistosomatidae
Source: the annotation of a GenBank genome assembly